Agrilus planipennis (emerald ash borer) is the source of this 1216-nucleotide messenger RNA. Its product is annotated as ITG-like peptide. The transcript is spliced from 5 exons. NCBI's taxonomy places the organism in Eukaryota, Metazoa, Arthropoda, Insecta, Coleoptera, Buprestidae. The record is from RefSeq and is a predicted model, not a curated record. Bases 149 to 790 code for a protein of 213 amino acids.
GGAUCGCGACGAAUACAACCAAGCCAUUUACAAGGGCACAUUCAUUAUUAUUAUCCUUGCUAUUUAAUUUCGCCUCAAAAAAUAUUAGUAUUAGUAAUAUAAUUGUGAUUAAUUAACGAAUAUAUUGUGCUAAUAUUUGAUAGAAAACAUGAAGUUUCUAGCCGCUAUAUUUGUUGUGCUAAUGUUUGAUAAACAAACAGACGCCUGGGGAGGUUUGUUUAACAGAUUUUCACCGGAAAUGUUGACGAACAUGGGUUAUGGCGCCCAUGGGGGUUUUAUGCAGAGAAUGAACGGCGAUGAAGGAAUAAUAGAAGAAUUUGAAAGAGAAUCUGAUGAAGAUCCGUGUUACGGAAGACGAUGCACUUCAAACGAGCAUUGUUGUCCUGGUUCUGUGUGCGUUGAUGUCGAUGGAGUAAUUGGAACAUGUCUAUUUGCUUACGGACAUAGAGCAGGAGAAUUGUGCAGAAGAGAUAGCGAUUGUGAAUCAGGAUUGGUGUGCGCCGAGGAAGAAAAUCAAGGAUCUGCUAGAGUAUGCAGGCCACCAGUACGUCAAGAUAAACAAUAUUCGGAGCCCUGCAAUAUGUCCAGCGAAUGUGAUAUUACCAGAGGACUCUGCUGUCAAUUACAGCGCCGGCACCGACAAGCACCGAGAAAAGUCUGCUCGUACUUCAAAGACCCGCUUGUAUGUAUCGGACCCGUGGCAACAGAUCAAAUAAAAAAUCCAAUUCAGCAUACGGCCGGAGAAAAAAGACUAACUGGCUUUGGGUCUUUUAAAAGGCAGCUCCCGUAAAUAUAUGUAAAAAAAGAAGAUAAGAGAAUGAGGUGUUGUCAAAUUGUUCCUUCUUUACGUUGAAGAUACUUUAAGAGUAGUGUUUUAAAUAGGAACAUUUUUUCGUCUUGAGCUACCUUAUGCUUAAUUAUAAAUCUAUUGUAAAGUAGAUACUUACUUCUUUGAAAAAAUGGCUGAGGUAUUUAUUCAAAAUUUAUUAUGAAUCAAAUUCCUUUCACGUUAUUUUGACCAAAAUUCUUAGUUUCUAAUGCAUUUCAUUAAUCACAAAAAAUAUUUUUUAACUCUCAUUUUCACUUAAUGUAUUUUUUUUUCUUAUUACGUCCUUACUGUAAACUGUGAUUAUCAUGUCAGCACAUUUUUAUUGUUGUCUAUAAUGUGAAUUUUAGAAACUAUUGAGUAAAAUACAGAUAUAUAUGUAUAUGUGUU